Physella acuta is the source of this 1262-nucleotide messenger RNA. Its product is annotated as transmembrane protein 11-B, mitochondrial-like. Gene Ontology annotation, cellular component: mitochondrial inner membrane. Lineage: Eukaryota; Metazoa; Mollusca; Gastropoda; Physidae. Gene Ontology annotation, biological process: inner mitochondrial membrane organization. The record is from RefSeq and is a predicted model, not a curated record.
GUCAAAACUGUUGGAAAAAUAUCAUAUGUAACUAUUAACUAUUAACAACAUUCAACAUAAACUACUGCAGCUAAUCACUCAAAUGACACAAGACUUUGCCAUCAUUCGAGAAAUCUAUGAGCAUGAAUACUCAACAGAAGAAUUUGAAGUGGAGCUGGACAGAGCACUGGAAACUAAAGCUCAGACAAUAAUUGUUGAGCCAGCAAGACUGGGAGAAGACACAGCCAGAUGGAUAGCAUGCGGAAACUGUCUCCACAAAACAGCUGUUUUGUCUGGUGUGGGAUGUCUUGUUGGUGGCUUAUUCUGGCCUAAUCGAGGGAUUGUGUUCUUACCCAUGGGAUUCACAAGUGUAGUUUGUGCUGGUGUGUAUGCUAUAUCAUGGCAGUUUGACCCAUGCUGUAAAUAUCAAGUCGAGUAUGAUCUCAUGAAAGUACCCAAAAUUCCACUCCAUUCUUUAACAACAACUACCCCUGUAGUGUUAGUCAGAAAAGAUGAUUAUCGAAGAAAAGUUCUUCAAAAUAUCUUAGCAAUAGCUGCUGGUUCUUUCUGUUUGUAUAAAAUUUAUAAAUGGCAUUCGUAGCAAAAUUAGAAUGAAUUACUUUAGUGGAUGUUAAUUGUACUACUACUAUCCUAAAAAAACUUAUUAUACCACACCAGUAGUUUUGUAGGUUUAAAUAUAUGAAAAAAAAGCAUGUUAAAAACUCUGUUCCAAAUAAUCUUCACUGUAAGGUUCCAUAUAUAAGUUUAUAUAUCUUUACUGAUCUUAGUAAGGUAUAUAUUUAAAGUAUUAUCUGUAAAAAUCAAUAAAACAGUGACUUCUAAUUGGUGCUCUAAUUAUUAUACAAAGGAUUUUUCAUACUGUACUGUAAUUAUAUAAGUCAUAAGUGACAUUAUGUUGGUAGCCCUGAUGUGUUCUUACAUUUUCUGGCUGAUAUAGGAAUAACUGUUAACUUUUAAAUGUGUAUAGUAUCUUUUUAUAUUCUUGGACUUAAGAAAUAUUUGAGGUUUAUUAUGUCAAUUGUGUUGCCUUCAUGUAUAUUACUGGACCUGUUAGUAAAAUCUGUUACUUUAUGUUUGAUUGUAUGAACAAAUAAUUUUAAUUAUGUGACAUGUCUAGGUUCAUGUGUUAAAUAAAAUGUAUAUAACAUAAUUGACUAAACACAUAGCCUACAUUUUUAAAAUUGUUUUAUGAGUUCACAUGUACUAGGAUAAAAUAAAGUUAACUUCUUAGCCAACUUCUAUGUUUUGUCUUGAAGGCUAAC